Tarenaya hassleriana is the source of this 2699-nucleotide messenger RNA. RefSeq lists its product as uncharacterized. Lineage: Eukaryota; Viridiplantae; Streptophyta; Magnoliopsida; Brassicales; Cleomaceae. The transcript is spliced from 3 exons. The coding region runs from base 299 to 2446 and encodes 715 amino acids. The record is from RefSeq and is a predicted model, not a curated record.
AUAGCGUGUACACCACCUCCUUUGAUCCGGCGUCGUUUCAGUCUCACGGCACAAAUUAACCGUUGACCGUCGUAUUCUAAUACGUAUUUGGUUGUACAAAUAUACUCUUAUAUGGAUCUACAUCUUCUCUCCAUUCUCUGACUCGUUUCACUCGCAAAGCAACUUGCGUCACGAGCUCCUCGUCUCUCUCUAUCUUUCACGAUUCUGCAGUGGGAUUGGUACUUUUGCUUGUGAGAUUUUGGUGGGCUGUGUUCAAAGUUGAAGCUUCGUUAAUGGAGGCGGCGGCGACACGGGUCAGAUGAAGGUUACCGGUAAACUGCACUCGACGGCGGUGCCGGCGACGGCAUUUCUGGCCUCGGAGGCGCUGGUGCAAACUACUGGCUCAGAUCUCAAGGCGAUCCACAGAGCUACCACCGUCACGAGACGCAAGGCGCGAAACCCGAGCUUGACACGUCAGCGAAGAUCCGGAGCUCUCGGCGGACGCCGGAGUCGGCCGGAGACUCCUCUGUUGAAAUGGAAGGUUGAAGAUAAGGCCAAGGAGCGAAGCAAUGGCGUUGAAGAUGAUGAUUUCGAGGACGCUGGGUGUAAUGAUCAGGAAACGGAGAGGGAGACUGCGCGGCGCAGAGGUCGGAGGAAAAGUGGAAAGCUGGUCUCGGUGAGGAAAAUCGCCGCCGGACUAUGGAGGUUGCAGGUGCCCGAAUCCAUCUCCGGCGGCGGAGAGAGGAGGAGCAGAGAUCGGUUAGGGUUUCAGGGAGGUACUGGAUACAUGGGUGUUCCAUUUCUUUAUCAUCACAGCAACAAACUCCAUGGACAUCAAAGCAGCAAUGCAAUAAGACAGAGUCCUAGUUCUGUCGCCGCAACCAAAAAUGGAUUUUUGCGCAAGCCCGAGCCAUCAAUUCCAUUUCCCCACUCUGCGAUGGAAGGGGCGACAAAAUGGGAUCCUGUCUGCUUGGAUACAAUGGAUGAAGUACACCAAAUCUACAGCAACAUGAAGCGGAUUGACCGGCAAGUGAAUGCUUUUUCUUUGGUUUCGUCACUUGAAGUAGAACUGGAGGAGGCUCAUGCUCGAAUUGAUGAGCUUGAGAACGAGAAACGGUCACAGAAAAAGAAGCUUGAACAGUUUCUGAGGAAAGUUAGCGAGGAGAGGGCAGCAUGGCGGCACAGGGAGCAUGAGAAGGUCCGAGCAAUCAUCGAUGACAUGAAAGCCGACAUGAAUCGGGAAAAGAAAACUCGUCAGAGAUUAGAAAUCGUCAAUCUAAAGCUAGUUAAUGAGCUUGCAGACACAAAGCUUGCAGUAAAGCGUUACAUGCAGGAUUACGAAAAGGAAAGGAAGGCGAGGGAAUUGAUUGAGGAGGUUUGCGAUGAGCUUGCAAAGGAAAUAGGAGAUGAUAAAGCCGAGAUUGAAGAGUUGAAGAGGGAAUCGAUGAAACUCAGAGAGGAAGUAGAAGAAGAAAGGAAAAUGCUACAGAUGGCCGAGGUCUGGCGUGAAGAACGUGUCCAGAUGAAGCUUAUCGACGCGAAAGUAGCUCUUGAAGAGAAGUAUACACAAAUGAAUAAGCUUGUCGAAAAUCUGGAAGCCUUCCUCAGAUCAAGAUGCGGAACCACAGACGUGAAGGACGUGAGAGAGGCGGAAUUACUUCGAGAAGUUGCUGCAUCUGUUAAUAUCCAAGAAGUCAAGGAAUUUACAUAUGAACCCCCGAAUUCUGACGAUAUCUUCUCUGUGUUCGAAGAUAUGAAUUUGGGUGAAGCCCACGAUAGAGAAAUCGAGCAAUGUGGCGCUUACAGUCCUGCCAGCCACGCCUCGAAGGUUCAUACAGUCAGUCCUGAUAUCAAUAUGACCAACAAAGAGCGACAUUCUAACGCGUUUACUGAUCAGAAUGGAGAAAUAGAGGAAGAUGAAAGCGGGUGGGAAACAGUUAGCCAUCUUGAAGAACAAGGAUCAAGCUACUCACCCGAUGGGAGCAUCCCUUCGGUCAACAAGAAUCAUCGUGACUGUAACAUAUCCAUGAGCGGCUCGGAAUACGAAGGAAAAGGGUACGAAGACACUCCAGUUACAGAAAUAAGCGAAGUGUGUUCUGUCCCGAGGAGGCAAUCCAAAAAGGUAUCGUCGAUAGCAAAGCUCUGGAGGUCGGGUGGAAACAACGGGGAAAGCUACAAGAUAAUAUCAAUGGAUGGAUUGAACCCAAGGUUUUCGAACACGAGAAAAUCAAACGUGGGGGUCGUCAUUUCACCCGAGAGAAGCUCAAGCAAGGGAGGAGGAGGAUUCAGCCCAAUGGACUUGGUCGGGCAAUGGAGUUCACCUGAUUCAGCGAUGAACCGAGGGAUGAAAGGGUGCAUUGAGUGGCCGAGGGGUGCACAGAAGAACAGUUUGAAGGCGAAACUCAUAGAAGCACGGAUCGAAAGCCAGAAGGUCCAGUUGAAGCAUGUUCUUAAACAGAAGAUUUAGGUUAAUUGCUCUAUCAUCUUUCGAGCCUGAGGCCGAGUCAGAGGUUUUGCAAGACCGAGCAAGGAAAACCCGUCAUGGAAUUGUUUAGAUGUCAGUAAUAAUAAACUUCCCCGUGACGCAGCCGAGCCAGCGAGCUGUCCGUCUUCGCAGUGCAUGUAUCGUAUCGUAUGUUUUUUUGUUACCAUUGUUAACGGAGACUCUUAUACUGUUAUGUCAAUGUUCGUUCAUCGAUAUAGUUCCUUUUCUCGUCGUG